AUGGAAGAUCCAGACUAUUAUCACGAUCAGUCUAGUCCUCAACGAGUUGAGAUUCCACCACUGAAGCCGCUUCUAACGGCUGUGAAGUUGUCACUGAAAGAGACUUUCUUUUCUGACGAUCCUUUGAGAAGAUUUAAGAACCAACCUGCAUCCAAAAAAGCAAUUCUGGGUUUGCAGUACUUCUUUACGAUCCUCGAGUGGGCUCCUCGUUACAAUUUGGGUUACCUCAAGUCUGAUCUUAUUGCUGGAGUCACCAUUGCCAGUCUCGCAGUUCCUCAAGGGAUCAGCUAUGCGACCUUGGCUAACAUGCCGCCAAUCAUUGGCAUAUAUAUGAGUUUUGUACCUCCACUUGUGUAUGCAAUUCUCGGAACCUCAAGGCAUAUUGCAAUUGGACCGACGGUUGUUUCAUUGGUUCUGCUAGCUAAUACCUUGUCGGAGGAAGUUAGCCCUACUGAAAACCCUGAACUCUAUCUCCAGAUGGCUCUCACCUCCACCUUUUUUGCUGGAAUUUUUCAGGCUUGCCUUGGCUUCUUAAGGCUUGGUUUUGUGGUGGACUUUCUUUCUCAUGCAACAAUAAUGGGUUUUAUGGGUGGAGUAGCCAUUACUGUGAGUCUGCAACAACUUAAAGCGCUGUUAGGGAUAACACAAUUCACUCGAAAAUCAGAUGUUGUCUCUGUCCUCGUAUCGGUCUUUACCCAAUUGCACGAGUGGAAAUGGGAACCUGCUCUGUUGGGAUGUGGUUCCGUCUUGUUUCUCUUUCUUGCUAAAAUCUUUAGCAUGAAAAGACCAUCAUUGUUUUGGGUAAGUGCACUGGCGCCAUUGUUCUGCGUUAUCGUGGGGAGCCUUCUAGUUUACCUAACCCAUGCUGAUCAUAAACACAACAUUCGUGCGAUCGGGCACCUUCAGGAAGGGCUGAACCCUGUAACUGUUUCUGACUUCCAUACGGUUUUUAAGUCACGCCAUCUUGCCACCUCUAUAAAAGCUGGAUUGAUUUGUGGUAUUAUUGCCCUUGCUGAAGGAAUAGCUUGUGGAAAAAGUUUUGCCGCACUAGAGAACUAUCACAUUGAUGGAAGCAAAGAAAUGAUCGCAUUCGGAUUGAUGAACAUAAUAGGCUCUUGCACUAGUUGCCCCGUAGCUUCAGGACUAUUUUCAAGAACUGCGGUGAACUAUAAUGCCGGAGUCAAAACUCAGGUCUCACCCAUAGUCAUGGCGAUUAUGAUGUUGUUGACAGUGUUAUUUAUGACACCAUUGUUCCAGUACACACCGCUAGUGUCCCUCUCUUCCAUUAUAAUUGUGGCCAUGCUCGGCGUCAUAGACAUCCCGGGAAUCAUCCACCUCUGGAAGAUAGAUAAGAUUGAUUUUAUGAUAUGCAUGGGUGCAGUUUUGGGUGUUAGUUUUGGCAGUGUUUUGAUUGGUCUUUCCAUUGCGGUUGUAAUCUCUUUGCUACGACUCAUCCUAUUUAUAACAAGACCCAGGACUCUCAAUUUAGGCAACCUUCCGGAAACGUCCAUCUAUAGAAGCGUUGAUCAAUACCCAGCAGCAAACAAUGUUCCAGGAAUUCUCAUUCUUCAGAUCGAUUCACCCAUAUACUUUGCCAAUGCUAACUAUUUGAGGGAAAGGAUCUCAAGAUGGAUAUAUGAAGAGGAAGACAGGAUAAAAGCUUCUGGAGAAACAAGCUUACAAUACCUUAUACUAGACAUUAGCACUGUCGGAGGCAUUGAUACGAGUGGAAUCAGCAUGCUAGAAGAGGUCAAGAAAAAUUUAGACAAAAAGAGUCUCAAGCUUGUAUUAGCAAACCCAAGAAGCGAAGUUAUUAAGAAGAUGGAAGUGUCAAAGUUCAUUGACAAAAUUGGUCAGAAAUGGAUGUUUGUUACAGUGGGCGAUGCUGUAGAAGCAUGUAAGUUCCUAUUACAUAGCAGCGAACCCAGUCCACCAGAAGAUAAAGCCAAGCCAGCAGAGGAUAAUGUCUAA
Molecule: messenger RNA, 1971 nt
Organism: Fragaria vesca subsp. vesca
Lineage: Eukaryota; Viridiplantae; Streptophyta; Magnoliopsida; Rosales; Rosaceae
Product: sulfate transporter 3.1-like
Exons: 11
Coding region: 1-1971 (656 amino acids)
Biological process (GO): transmembrane transport
Cellular component (GO): membrane
Source: RefSeq, a predicted model, not a curated record